Molecule: messenger RNA, 3144 nt
Organism: Pecten maximus
Lineage: Eukaryota; Metazoa; Mollusca; Bivalvia; Pectinida; Pectinidae
Product: zinc finger protein 595-like
Exons: 2
Coding region: 360-2780 (806 amino acids)
Biological process (GO): regulation of transcription by RNA polymerase II
Cellular component (GO): nucleus
Molecular function (GO): RNA polymerase II transcription regulatory region sequence-specific DNA binding; DNA-binding transcription factor activity, RNA polymerase II-specific
Source: RefSeq, a predicted model, not a curated record
UAAAGAUGGUGUCCACAGCAUGUUGACCACGAUGAUAACAAGUACAAAUCAUGUUUAAGGAUGUUGAAACAAUAUAUGAAAGGUAUGGCUUUGACAGAAAUGUUGCACUACAGAAACAGAUUUCCUUAGUUGAUGUAAAGAUGAUCUUGACUUCUUCAAAGGGAAUGAAAUUGAAAUCUUUGGUAUUGAUGAGAUCAAAUGUGAGCUAUCUAUCAGAAGACAUACAUAAUAAAGUGGCAAGAAAUUUAAUUUGAGACUGGAAAACACUUCUAUAAAAUUUCUUCACAUCCUGCAGGGAUUUUGAAGAUAUUUGGCAUCAUUCAGUUUAAAGAGAAACUUUAUCAAGAAUAUUUUUUACAAUGAAGCCGGUAGUUCUUCAUUUAAAACAUUCGUCUAUGCUGGAUUAUGUUAGGACAGAUAAAGGCAAGAAGGCAUAUAAGUGUGAUAUAUGUGGGAAGUUGUUCAGUCGUACAAAUGACCUACACGAUCAUGCUAGAACACAUACAGGAGAAAAGCCGUUCAAAUGUCACAUUUGUGGAAUGGCAUUUAAACAAGCCAGCUACAUGACGCCACAUCUACGGACACAUACAGGCGAGAAACCAUUCAAAUGCGAUAUCUGUGGCAAGAUGUAUGCUAGAUCUACCGACCUACACAGGCAUUCAAGGUCACAUACAGGGGAGAAGCUACACAAGUGUGAUGUUUGUGGAAAGAAAUAUACUAUGGCAAGGAAUCUUAUUAUCCAUAAAAGAAUUCAUACUGGGGAAAAGUUGUACAAAUGUGAGAUUUGUGGUAAGUCAUUGAAUUGUGCACUUAGCUUGAAGGCACAUGUUGGCUUACAUUCAGGAGUGAAGUCAUUCAAGUGUGACAUCUGUGGAAAAGAAUAUGGAAUGGCACAAAGUCUCAAGAGACAUAGCAAGACACAUUUGGAGAAGAAAAUUUGUGAAGUUUGCAAGAAAACUUUUACUGGUGCAGACAAACUCAAAGAACACCUCAAAGUGCAUGUUGGAGAAAAACCGUUCAAGUGUGAAAUCUGUGGGGAUAAGUUUAGUCUAUCAAGAUAUCUACAGGUACAUUCUAGAACACAUACAAGAAAUAUAUCCAAGAUGUAUACAUACCAGCCAUCAGAAAUAAUCAAGUGUGAAAUCUGCGGUAAAAGAUUUAAAAAACAUGAAAGCUUAGAGUUACACCUUAACAUACAUAAUAUAAGGCAAAGCCUACCAACACACAUAGAGACAACUGUUACAGGAGACAGUUUACCAACACAACUCAAGACGCAUGUUACAGGAGAUAACCUACAAACUCCACGCAAGACGCAUGUUACAGGAGAUAACCUACAAACUCCACGCAAGACGCAUGUUACAGGAGACAGCCCACAAAUACAACUCGAGUCACCAGUUACAAGUGACGGUCUACUGACACAUCUCCAGACACAUGUUACAGAGAAUGGUCUACAGACGCAACUUGAGACACAUGUUACAGAAGACAGUGUAUCGUCUCACUUCGAGACACAUGUUACAGAAGACAGUGUAUCAUCUCACUUCGAGACACAUGUUACAGAAGACAGUGUAUCAUCUCACUUCGAGACACAUGUUUCAGAAGACCGUCCACAAACACAAACCGAGAUGCCUGUCUCAGUAGAAAGCUUUCUCAUACAUAAGAUACAAGAUACAGAAGAAAAGACACAUAAAACCAAGGAAAUAACCUAUGUGACUGAAAACAUGACACAAGGUUCAGGAGAUAGCAAGACACUAGUGGAGACACAUAUUACUGGGAAAAACAUUCGAUUGAUGGCACCUCACUUUGAGACACGCACAACAGAUAACAGUCGAACACUACUGGCACCACAUCUGGAGACACUUAUAUUUAUAGAGGACAGUCAGUCACCUGUGACAACAAACAUUAAAACGCUCUUUACUGGUGAAAGCAUUCAGCUAGUUUCACCACCCAUUGAGACACAUGAUGAAGGGGACAGCUUACCACCAACACUUGAUACACAUAUCACAUAUACAGUAGAGAGUUUACUCACAUAUUUUGAGACGUUCGAAAAAUCCUGCAAAAUUCAUAAUGAGAGACAGGUUACAGGAGACAUGGAAUAUGAUAUAGAUGACAGCCAUUCAUCAGUGGCUCCCCACCUCGAGGUGCAUAUUACAGGAGAUGGUCAUGAUCAGCCAUUGGUUGCAUCACACUUUGAGACGGAUACCAUUGAUGAUAGCCACCCUCCUGUAGAAUCGCAUCUAAAGACACCUAUCAUAGGGGAAAGUCAGCAACCAGUGGCAACACACCUUGAAACACAUAUCAUAGAGGAUAUCGAGCAACCAGUGGCAUCACAUCUAGAAACCCAUAUAAGGGAAAGCCACCCACCAAUGGCAUCUCUUCUAGAAACACAUAUCAUAGGAGAUAAGUUGCCACAAGUGGCAUCUCACUUAGAGACACAUAUCAUAGGGGACAACCAGCAACCAGUGGCAUCACCUCUAGAAAUAAAUAUCAUAGGAGAUAAGUUGCCACAAGUGGCAUCUCACUUAGAGACACAUUUCAUAGGGGACAACCAACAACCAGUGGCAUCACCUCUAGAAAUAAAUAUCAUAGGAGAUAAGUUGCCACAAGUGGCAUCUCACCUAGAUACGCAUAUCAUAGGGGACAACCAGCAACUUGAGACAUAUAUUACAGGGGACAGCCUAUCACUAGUACAACCACAUGCUAUGACACCUGAUAUAGAAGAUAGUCUACCAUCAGUUCUAAGUACACAUGUUAUUGGAGACAGCUUACUUGAAAAUCUGUAGAUGAUAACAUAUAGUAUAAAAUGGAAAAUAAAAAUGGAAGAGCCAAAAGCAUCACAUAGAAUGUCAAACACAUUUUGCACAAGACAAGACACAAUACAUAAUGUAUACUGGAUAAGUGUUUAUUUUAAUACUUGCCUUUAAUUAUACUCCAAAUGAAAAAAAAAGUUUAUAUGUAUACAUGUGUAUACACACAGCUACAUGUAUGGAACUGUGGGUCUUGUACUCAUGUACAAUUGUCUUGUAUACCUAUCUGGACACAAUUUAUACAUGUACACAUGUAACCUAAAGUAUAAGGUGCAUCUAAAAACCACAAGUGCUCAAACUGAAAUAUUGUUAAAUAAAUUGUUAAUGAUUGUUAUGUUAA